UAUGGUAUUUGUCAACAAAGCAACUGUCAAGUGUCAGCAAGAUUUUAUAAUAGAUUUUUUAGCAAAAAAUUUAAAAUAAAUUGGUAUUUUUAAUAAAUUGAACACAAAAGAACGUAGUUUUUUCUUAUCAUAAUGUCUACGGCAAUGACUUUCGGGCAGAAGCAGUUUAUUCCUACACCUCCAGAUAAAGGAAGUUUUCCACUAGAUCACGAUGGUGUAUGUAAGAAAAGUAUGAUUAAAUAUAUGAAUUGUUUAUUCAGUAAAGACAGCAACAAUUCCUUGUGUCGCGUUGAAGCGAAGGACUACCUAGCCUGCCGCAUGGAACAUAACCUCAUGGCCAAGGAAGACUGGUCCAAAUUAGGUUUCAAAGAUAGUGAUGUAGAACUAAGCGAGAAAAGUAAAUAGGUAAAUAUGAUUUAUUAUGUUUGUUUGUUUGUGUAAAAUUUUAAAAUAU
Maniola jurtina (meadow brown) is the source of this 454-nucleotide messenger RNA. Its product is annotated as cytochrome c oxidase assembly protein COX19. The record is from RefSeq and is a predicted model, not a curated record. The transcript is spliced from 2 exons. Gene Ontology annotation, biological process: mitochondrial respiratory chain complex IV assembly. Gene Ontology annotation, cellular component: mitochondrial intermembrane space. The coding region runs from base 133 to 405 and encodes 90 amino acids. Lineage: Eukaryota; Metazoa; Arthropoda; Insecta; Lepidoptera; Nymphalidae.